This is a messenger RNA of Closterium sp. Naga37s-1, 3333 nucleotides long. The record is from the annotation of a GenBank genome assembly. Lineage: Eukaryota; Viridiplantae; Streptophyta; Zygnematophyceae; Desmidiales; Closteriaceae.
AUGGGCCCGCAGCACUCCACAGAUCGCCAAAACGCUGCUUCGACGCCGCGCCUUCUCGGCAGACUCGGCGCGUCCAAUCCGCGAAGCGGCGCCGGCCGCCGGCGAGGCAGCACUGAGAAGCGGAAGGCCAGCAGCAGCGACAGAAUUAAUAAUGGCGCAGGUGAUAAGCGUGAGAGCAGCGCGACACAGCCGGCUGGCGGAAGCAGCGCGGUGUCGAGCAGCGGAGUUUCGGCCACCGGCGGAGUAACGGAUCAGAAAGUAAACGAGGUGAAGGCGACGGUGGCGGCGGUUGGCGGGAAAUGGGGGAUAAGAUCCCGGCAUCGUAGCUCGAGCGCGGGGAACAGCGACGAGCUACGAUUGGGCGGCGAUGUGAUUGUAUCGAAGGGAUCGGAUAAACCGCGGCAUAGUUCCGACGCGGUGAUGGUACCGCGAUCCGCGAGCUCCGAGAAACCAGCCGCCGGGAAAGGCGGCGGAGAAGGAGGAGUUCCUCGCGCAGCGUCUUACAGAGUGGAUAGCGCUAGCGCUGCGGUUGCUUCCGCCUUGGCGGACAAUAGGGGGGACAGUGGCGCGGGGGGAGCUACGGCGGGUGACAGUGUCAGUGGUGGUUCUGGCGGAGGGGAAAGACCUAGAAGUGGGGGGUCGGCGGAAGGAGGGCGGAGCCCGUGGCGGAGCGCAGUUGUAGGGGCCGUGGGGGGGGGAAGGACGGGGAACGGCGUAGGGACGCUAAGAGAAGGUGACAUAGGCCCUCGUCCCGAUAUAAGCGCGCGCGAUAGUGGCAGCCAAGCUUCGAAUCAAGCGCAGCAGCAGCAACGGCAAGUGUCGCAGAAGGAGCUGCGCGCGGCGCAGAAGGAGCAGCGCAUGCAGCAGAGACAGGCGCGCGCGCUGCUGCGCAAGCACGCGGGCGCUCAGUCCGGCGCACAGGCCGGCGCGCAAAAAGGCUCGCACCAGCGCUCCGCCAGCGGAGGCGUGCCCAGCAGCAGAACCGGAGGAGGAGGAGGCGGACGCGGAGCGGCAGGGGGACGAGGCGGAGGAAGCGGAGGGGCGGGGGGCAGGGGAAGCCACGUGACGGAUAAGGUGUUGUGGCGGUUCGAGGUGAAACCGGGCGGCGGCGGCAGUGCCACGUCAGCGACAUCCACCCCGUCCCCGUCCAAACCCGUCCAAUCACACGUCGCAGGGUCCCUCCCUGCCACACCAGGCAGAUCUGCCGGCCAAUCAGGAAGCAGCAAAGGCAGCGGCGGAGGAGGAGGAGGGGCAGAAGCCGCAGGAGGAGGGAGCUCGUUACUGGGACAGCGGACGUUCAGUGGGGUGUCAGUCUCAUCAUACGUUGGCCUUCCCCCCUCCGCCUCUAUGCCCGGCCCCUCCUUUGGCGGCCAAUACAGCGGCACGCUCAGCGAUCCGGGCGGGCCGGGUUACGGCGGUUACCACCACCGCGCCAUGCCGUCUGACAGCAGCAUCGACAGCUGGCAGGGCGGCGGAAGCGGGCUGAUCCACGGCCUCGCUCCUGCUGCUGCUGCCGGCGCCGCUGCUGCUGCUUCUCCCGGCGCUGCUGCUUCUCCUGGCGCUGCUGGUGGUUAUGCAGGUGGUGGUUUUGGUACGGUGGAUGGUGGUGCAGGGGCAGGGUACGGUGUGCCCCCGUUCUCCCCCCACGCGCUCUCAACGCUCUCAGGCAGCCGCUCGGGCAAUUUCUCAGGAGCGCUCUCUGACGCCGGCGGCAGUCCCUUUGGGUCGAUGCCUCGUGGCGCCUUUGCUGCUGCGCCCUCUGCAUGGUCGGGCGGCGCAGCAGCACCAGGAGCAGGAGCGACAGCAGCAGGGAUGGUGGGAGGGGGUGACAGUGUUGGCAAUUUGUUGCGCCUGGCACCGAAUGAGCUCAUGGCUGCUCUCAUGCAGCAGCAACCGGGCAUGAUGCCGCCCUGCCCGCUACAACCCAGUCUCUUGCAGCCCAGUUUACUCCAGCCGAAUCAGCUGCAGUCAAGUUUGCUACAACCGAGCCUGCUGCAACCGAGUUUGUUGCAACCAAGUCUGCUACAAGCGUUGCAGCCCGGGCCUAGCACCCUCUCUGCUUCUGCUACUGCACCACCAGCUGCACCAUCCACUUCCUUUUCCGAGCCUGCUGCAGCUGGUUUGGGCGCAGCCAUACCUGCAGGCACGGAAGCUAACACUUACACGUAUUUGGGUGGGAACAGAGAGGAGGACGAUGGGCCAGGGAGAGAUGCUGACGUGGAUUCUGUGGAUGAUGACAGGGAUGAUGAGUCACAGGACGAAGGUGCUGAGUCAGAGAUUGAGGGAGAGCGAGUAGAGGGAUUCCGAGCCACGAUAAGGGCAAAGGCAGGGAUAGAAGAUGGGCUCAUGGCCUUCAGACAAGACAAGAGCGAGAACGCGAGUGAGAGCUGUGCGGUGCUGCUGGACGCGCUGUUGGACAUCUGCGAGUCCACCUUCGGCUUCAUCGCCUCCAACUUCCGCAUGCCCCACGGCGACCCCUGCCUCAAGACCCAUGCCAUAACAAACAUUCUCUGGACCGACAAGCUAAGGACGUGGUUUGCCGACCACUCGGCGGCCGGUCUUGUCUUCACAGAUGUGGCUGAAACAGGCCUCUUUGGCCGGGCGGCGCUGAGGGGCGAGGCGGUAUGGAGCGACGACCCGCCAGCUGGCAGCCUGCCCAAGGGGCAUCCACGUGUCAACACUGCAUUCGCCAUGCCUCUCAUCUGCGGCACAGCCAUAGUGGGCGUGGCGGUGGUGGCGAAUCGCAUAGGCGGGUACAGCCACGGGCUGCUGCGCGCCGUGCAGCCGCUGCUCUCCCUCAUGGCCUCGCUGCUCUUCUGCCUGCACUGGCGCAACGACGGUGGCAGGGACCUCAGAAGACGAGUGCUCAGCCUUGUACAGGACGGGCACAUAGACGUGGACGGCAGGGGGCACAUCACAUGCAUGGAUGCUGCUGCCUGUGCUAUCUUUGGCGUCAACCCCCUCACUGCCGCCCUCAUGGCUGCUGCACCCGCCAUGUCAGCAACAGCCGCCACGUCAGCGACGGACCUUGCCAGCGAAGCAGACAGCGCAGCGGUUUCUGCAGAAGGAGAGGGAGCAGCUGCGUCAGCAACGGCACCGGGGGCGGUGUGCCCGCCCCUUGGCCAGCUGUCAGUUGCUGAUUUGUUCGCUCGGAUCGGGGACCAGCCAGUCACAGCAGACGUUGACGUGGAAGCCAUUGCACAGCAGCUGCAGACGCCCCACCCAGCACAGCAGCAGCAGCAGCAGCAGCAGCAGCAGCAGCAGCAGCAGCAGCAGCAGCAGCAGCAGCAGCAGCAGCAGCAGCAGCAGCAGCAGCAGCAGCAGCAGCAGUGA